This is a messenger RNA of Fusarium fujikuroi IMI 58289, 1485 nucleotides long. RefSeq names its product related to Mal63p, YPR196w and Mal13p. NCBI's taxonomy places the organism in Eukaryota, Fungi, Ascomycota, Sordariomycetes, Hypocreales, Nectriaceae. Gene Ontology annotation, molecular function: DNA-binding transcription factor activity, RNA polymerase II-specific; zinc ion binding. The record is from RefSeq and is a predicted model, not a curated record. Gene Ontology annotation, biological process: regulation of DNA-templated transcription. The transcript is spliced from 3 exons. The coding region runs from base 1 to 1485 and encodes 494 amino acids.
AUGACAACGAGACUUAGAAACGCAAACCCUUGUGACGGCUGCGCCUUACGUCGUGUUAAAUGUGAAGAAGGAAAACCAUGUCACGAAUGUCGACUCAGAGGCAUCGAAUGCACCGCCUUGAGAACCCGUAAGAAGCGUGGGCCAAAGGGCGGACCUCGAAGCACAACCAAAGAAAAAGUCGAGAGAUUUCAACAGAGCAUCAAGGAGACUCAACCCUGUAUCAUUCAAGACGAUGAUCAGUCUCAUUCCGACCCUUCCAGCUCUGUACCUCUCCCGCCUUAUCGCUUACCACUCUCUAAAUAUCAACGUUUCCUCCAAAUCUCAAAACGACCAGUAUCUUCCAUUUGGAUGGUCAUCAACCCCGACCACCUAUUUACAAAAAUCUCAGACAAUCCCAACGACUACGAGUCUCAUGCUCUAGCGGCUGCACUGUGUGCUGCCACCAUAGCUCAACUAAGACUACCAGAACAUGCUGGCCCACGAAACGCCCCUUCAUCUCUUCAGUUUGCUACCGAGUGUCUUCAGCUAAGAGAGCUUUAUGAUUACCGAGAGAGCUACAGUCUGGCCUCUGCACUUAUACCUUUCUUUCUUCAUGUUUACCACUCCAAUGGCAAUAAGCUACGAACUGCUGGCCUAUUUCUGAGAGAAGCUGUGACGCAAGUUCAGCUCAUGCAACUUGGUUAUCCUGAGACGUAUUGCCAUCUUACUAAGCAGGAGCAAUCACUUCGACUUCGUAUAUACUGGCUUGUUCUCAUCACUGAGAGAACAUAUUCUGCACAGCAUGGUUUACAAGCGGUUCUGCAAGUCAUAGAUGUAUUCCCAGACACGCAAGAUGACAUGGCAGAUGAGCAACGAAUGCAAGCUUUCAUCUCCCUCACAAGACUCUUUGCAUAUCUCGAAAGUAACUUGACAACAAUUUCAUCAAACCAGCAGCCCCUUGAGAGGCAGAAGCUGGUAUCAUAUCAAGCCGCUCUAUGCCUAGACGCACACGACCACGCUGCUCGUGAAGCUCAACGGGUUGACUUAUUCGUCACCCGCCAAUGGAUCAGACUCAUUCUAUGGGAGUACACGGCUCGCCACUUUGCAAUGUCGUGUUACCCAGAUGACGAAGCUUUCUCUCUUUUCCUUCCAGUCAAAAUCGGCCACAAGAUGCUCUCACUUUUUUCAAUGGUGACAAAUUCUGCCAUCACAACCCACGGAUACGGCAUUGAACUUAAAGUAUUCCGAUUAGCAGAUGCAAUGCUUGAUAUCGUUGCGUGCACACCAUUUUCAGCUCAUGGAAGUAGUAUGCUUGUUGGUGCAGGAGAAAUCUUGUACUCGCUACAACACGUACUGCACUCUGUUGGAGGGCGAGACUCUGGUUUUCUACACAAAAUACAGAACCGAAUGUCACAACUGGAGUUGACAACUGGAUCAUGGCCAUAUCUUGCCAUAUCAGACACAGUGGAUGUGAUAGAGGAGAUAGAGAACGAUCAAGUCUUAUAA